Molecule: messenger RNA, 726 nt
Organism: Anopheles marshallii
Lineage: Eukaryota; Metazoa; Arthropoda; Insecta; Diptera; Culicidae
Gene: GILT1
Product: GILT-like protein 1
Exons: 3
Coding region: 1-726 (241 amino acids)
Molecular function (GO): oxidoreductase activity, acting on a sulfur group of donors, disulfide as acceptor
Source: RefSeq, a predicted model, not a curated record
AUGCUGUUCAAAAGCUUUCUUCUGCUGAGCGUCUUUGCUGUCGCCUGCUACGGACAAUCGAAAGUACCCGUAUAUGUGUACUAUGAAUCGCUCUGCCCGGAUAGUGCAAGGUUCGUCAACGAACAGCUGUACCCGGUGGCUAAGACGUUCAAGAAGAAUCUAGAGCUUCAUCUGGUCCCGUUCGGCAAGUCCACCUAUACGACGCAAGGCUCGGAGGUGAUGUUCACGUGUCAUCAUGGUGAAAACGAGUGCUACGGUAACAAGGUGCACGCCUGUGCUAUCCAGCACAUUCAGGGUAACUCGUAUCAGCCGAACAUUUCGAAGGAAGAUCUUACACUCGACUACGUCAACUGUCUGAUGCAUCGGGCCCAGCUGAAGGAUGGUGCGUUCCCGACCAAGCGCUGCGCCGAUGAGGUGAAAAUUGAUCAGUGGCAAGCUAUCAUGGAUUGUGCGAACAGUACCGAAGGUAGCCAGCUGCUGAAGCAACAUGGUGAUAUGACCAACAAAUUGCAAUCGCCACUCAAGAGUGUCCCCACUGUUGCCUUUAAGCAGACAUACGAUGAUGAACUGCAGAAACUGUCUGUGAGCAGCUUCCGUCAUGCACUGUGCAAAAACCUUAGUCCACAACCUGUCGAAUGUCUCGACCUUCCAUCAGCCGCCACGGUGGUCAGUUCGUUCGGUAUGCUCGUCGCUGUUGCCGCCACCCUCGUUGCCAGACUGUUCUAA